CCUCGUCUGCUGAUAAUUGACUUCAUCUGGUCGGUCGCUUCGGUUCGAGACAGUCACACAUUCUCCUCCUCCUCCGUUGCUCCGUUAACUCCAAACUCCGGCUGUUUGCAAGUGCCCUAUUUACCCCUGCUAGCAUCACUUCACCUGUCAUCAAGGAUCGUCUUCAAUUCUCCUGUCGAGACAAAACAAAACCAAACACACUUUUGUCUGCUGAUCAAAUACAAUGCAGCAACAACAGCAGAAGACGGCCGACGUGGUAAUCGUCGGUGCCGGCAUUUCCGGACUGACAGCGGCUGAUCAUCUCCGCCGAAACGGCGUCACCAACGUCGUCAUCCUCGAAGCAUCCAGCAGAUAUGGAGGCCGUUUGUUUACGGCACCCCAUGGCGAUGCUUACCUGGAGUAUGGGGCUAACUGGAUUCACGGUGGGAGCGAGGAGAAUGAACUGUUCAAGCUCGCCCGGCAACGCUCCCUGUUGAGCGACAAUUUAAACCUUGAAAACCGAACCAAAGGAUUUUUUUACACGUCAACUGGGCAAACCAUUGAUGGACAACUGGGAGAGAAGUGUUACCAGCUCUUUUUCGACGCUGAAACGGAAGCCGGCCGUCUCUACCGCUCCGACAGUCGCAUGAAGCAAAAACUGGCCAGCAAAUCGCUGCUCCAGUACUUGGAAGAAGUUUGGCAACGACUGGCCGAAAAGGAAUUUGGCGCUGAUUUGAACGAUCCCGUUCGCCAACAAGCCGAGUCCAUUUUCCUCUCCAUGAUCCUUUACUUCCGCUCCCACGUCGGCAACGACUUGUCCCUCGUUCCAGCCAUUCUGCACGGCACGUUUGAAAAUGUGGCCGAAGAAGAUGUCAAGAUGCCGAACGGCAUGCGCGCCUUGGUCGACGAGUUUUACGUCAAUCUGCCAAAAGGCACCAUUGAAUUCGAUACGACCGUCACUGGAAUCUUCUGGGACGAGAGCUCGAACGGAUCGUCCUCGGGUGAAUGGCUGGAUCAUCCGGUUAAAAUCACCACGGAUCACGGCGUUACUUGGAGAGCCAAGCACGUCAUUUGCACGCUACCACUUGGUGUACUCAAGAGGUCACAUGACAAAAUCUUCCACCCUCCUCUUCCUCCAGUGAAAGUUAAAGCCAUCGAAACCAUCGGAUUCGGCAAAGUCGAGAAAGUCUUUGUCGAGUUCGAUCGCCCCUUUUGGGAACCAGGUUUCGGUGGCGUGAAACUGGCUUGGACUGCCGAAGAUUUGGCUGAGAAGCUCUUGCCACGUGAUUGGUACAAGGUCAUUUGUAGCUUUGAGGAAGUCUACCGCCAGCCCAAUAUACUCGCCGCAUGGGUUUCUGGCCAAGAAGCUCAGGCCAUGCUCUCGUUGAGUGACGAGGAAAUUCUCGAAACUUGCACUCGUGUACUUCGUACCUUUACGGCCAACCCCGGAAUGGUGGCCCCCGUCCGAAUCAUCCGAUCCAACUGGCUCAACGAUCCUCUGUUUUGUGGAUCCUAUUCCUACCCAACAUUCCAUUCUAGUCAUAGGAGCUUCGGCGAUUUAGCCGCUCCAAUUCCCUGUGAGAAAAAUCCUCGUCUUUUAUUCGCUGGUGAAGCUACUCACGAUCACUACUACUCGACUCUCCACGCUGCCCACAUUACUGGAAAGAGGGAGGCGGAACGUAUUGUCCCGUUGCUCCUUAAGUCAAACAAGCAUUUCUUAAAGCACAAGCUUUGAACUAUUAGGGCGACGAAAAAUCAAGAUAUCGUCCCCACAUACUCUUUGUUAUUGAUAUGAUUAAAUAAUUAUAGAAGGGAAGCGGGAAAUAAGAAACAUACUAACCAACCACAUUAUCCUUGUUAGCAUAAUCCAUAUUUUUGCUUCUAGUUGAAUGGGGGAUUUGCAUACUUUUCUUUAUUGGACGAGGUGGGGCACAAUUUAGUAACCAUCAACUUAUUUCACAUUCUUCGCCUUUUCUUGCUCAACAUGUUUUGUGUAUCAUUAUUCUUAUACCAAUGGUGCAGUAUCUUAUGUUUCCACGAAAUGGCCAGGAUGUAUUUGGAUUGAGAGAAAAAAAGAUAAUACAUGCCAGAUAGAAUCUGAA
Messenger RNA from Daphnia pulicaria, 2081 nucleotides. RefSeq names its product spermine oxidase-like. Gene Ontology annotation, molecular function: polyamine oxidase activity. The transcript is spliced from 4 exons. The coding region runs from base 224 to 1714 and encodes 496 amino acids. NCBI's taxonomy places the organism in Eukaryota, Metazoa, Arthropoda, Branchiopoda, Diplostraca, Daphniidae. The record is from RefSeq and is a predicted model, not a curated record.